Molecule: messenger RNA, 2632 nt
Organism: Protomyces lactucae-debilis
Lineage: Eukaryota; Fungi; Ascomycota; Taphrinomycetes; Taphrinales; Protomycetaceae
Product: ATP-dependent RNA helicase dbp10
Exons: 1
Coding region: 67-2598 (843 amino acids)
Cellular component (GO): nucleus
Molecular function (GO): RNA helicase activity; RNA binding; ATP binding
Source: RefSeq, a predicted model, not a curated record
CUUCAAGCGCAAAACACCCAUCCACCAAGUCCCAAAGCUUCGUGGGAACGGCCUGGCACUGCAGACAUGAGGGAGCACAGUCCAGCCGCAUCGGAGCCGGAUAUAGACUUUACUGGUGCACUUCUUGCGGAAACCAACGACGAUGGCGGCCUGUCAGAUGAUAGCGACAGCGCAUUCAUCCAAGCAGCCCAGCAUGCCGCCAACCGCAAGCCUAGUGCGCAGGUGAAUGCAGGGACAGGCAAGCAGGGCAAGAAGAGCGCAGGAUCUGCCUUCCAAACGAUGGGCCUGCUUCCUUCUUUGAUCAAGGCCAUUACACACAAAGGAUUCAAAGUACCAACACCAAUCCAGCGCAAGACCAUCCCGCUCGUCCUAGAGAAGCGCGAUGUCGUUGGCAUGGCACGUACAGGAUCGGGAAAAACGGCUGCUUUUGUGAUUCCCAUGAUUCAGCAUCUCAAGGCGCAUACGGCCAAAUCAGGUGCGAGGGCCAUCAUCAUGUCGCCUUCCAGAGAGCUAGCCAUUCAGACGCUGCGUGUGGUCAAGGAACUGGGCAAAGGGACAGACCUCAAGACAAUCUUGCUCGUCGGUGGAGACUCUCUCGAAGAGCACUUUGCUGCCAUGUCCGGCAACCCAGACAUCAUCAUUGCCACCCCUGGCCGAUUCCUGCACAUCAAAGUCGAAAUGUCCCUGUCCUUGUCUUCUGUUGAAUACAUCGUCUUUGACGAGGCGGAUCGUCUCUUUGAAAUGGGUUUCUCUAACCAGCUGACAGAAGUGCUCCAUGCUCUACCUGCGACACGACAGACUUUGCUCUUUUCCGCAACGCUGCCUGUGUCUCUUGUUGAAUUUGCCAAAGCUGGUCUCACCGAUCCGAUCCUUGUGCGUCUCGACGUCGACAGCAAAAUCUCAAGCGACCUCGAGAGUGCCUUCUUCAGUGUCCAAACAACAGAAAAGGAAGGCGCCUUGCUCUACCUUUUGUCGGACGUCAUCAAGCUCGAGACACAGCUCGAAAAGAAGAAGGAGAAGAAGCGCAAGCGUGAACAAGUUGCUCCCAAUGCGACCAUCAUCUUUGCCUGUACAAAGCACCACGUCGACUACCUCGCCACGCUCCUUACCAAAGCUGGCUAUAAAGUCUCAUACAUCUACGGAGCUCUGGAUCAGACUGCACGUCGCAAUCAAAUUGACAGCUUCAAAUCCGGCGAGACCAAUGUUCUGGUUGUGACGGACGUCGCUGCUCGUGGUAUCGAUAUCCCCAUUCUAGCCAACGUCAUCAACUACGACUUCCCGGCACAGCCAAAGAUUUUUGUACAUCGCGUUGGUCGAACUGCGCGAGCUGGAAAGCGUGGAUGGGCCUACUCGCUUGUUCGCGCCGAGGACUGCGCGUAUGUGCUCGACCUGCAGCUCUUUCUAUCUCGUCGUCUUGUCCUCGGAACAGAGCAACAGACUGGCGUUGAUUUUACCAAAGAUGUUGUGCUGGGUUGCCUUCCCAGAGACGGCGUCGAGCGUGGCUCAGAAUGGGCAAACAAGGCCGUCUCGGACGACGUUGACCUGAAGGCCAUGAAGUCUGUUACUGUCAAAGGUGAACGACUCUAUCUCAAGACACGUCCAACGGCCUCCACAGACUCAAUUCGCAGGGCAAAGGAAGUAAUUCGCAGUGAUGCCUGGAUGACCUUGUCGCCGCUCGUCAAUGCUGCUACUUCCGCAGAUGCCGACCGUCUUGCCAUGCUCAAGCGUGUUGGCUCCUUUCGACCGCACGAAACAGUCUUUGAGAUUGGUCAUCGCGGCAACAAUGAAGCCGCCAAUGUCAUGCGCACUCGACGGCAUAAAGUCGUGAUUGGUGCACGCCCAGCUGCCGAUUUGGAGACGGAGGCGCCUGCUGCCAAGGAAGAAGCACAACCACAAGAAGAGGAAGCAGAGGAAGCCGUCAUCGAAGCUGCCUUUGAAGAGCCACAGGCCAAACGCAAGAAGAGGAAGUUACAAGGCUUCCGCGAUACGGAAAACUAUAUGGCACACUACGAUCCGAGUGCAAACGCGAUGGAUCACGCAUACGAUGUCAACUCCUUUGCAGAGGCUGCUCGUAAUGAACAGCUUGAUCUGGCAACAGACGAAGGCAAAGACGCAAAAGGUGUGCGAAUCGGUGGCAAAGUCUGGGACUCGAAGCAAAAGAAGUUUGUCAUGGCCGCCAACCUCACAGACGGCAGUCAUGGCGACAAGAACCGCAUGAUUCGAGGUGAAAGCGGUGUCAAAAUUCCUGCUACUUACCAAGCGGGUCGCUUCAGAGCGUGGCAGACGGCCACUAAAAACAGAGGUGCUGAAGUGAUGCCGUUGGAUACGAUGGCACCGGGAGGCCGAGGAGGGCGCGGUGCUGGUGCAGGCAAGUACAAGCAUGCUGGCAUGAAGGCACCCAAAGCGGCCGACAAGUUCAGAGAUGACUACCAUGUGCAAAAGAAGCGCAUCCAAGAAGCCAAUGAGCGUACGGGUGGGCCUGGUGCCAAAACAGAGCUCAAAAGCAGCCAUCAAAUUCGCAAGGAUAGGGAUCUCAAGGCCAAGCGCAAGGACAAGAAUGCACGGCCGAGCAAGAAGGGAGGCAAGAAGCGUAGAUAAGUCAUGCAUUGAUUCAUAUAUUAUACUAUCUGAG